Ilyonectria robusta is the source of this 1743-nucleotide messenger RNA. RefSeq lists its product as uncharacterized. Bases 1 to 1743 code for a protein of 580 amino acids. Lineage: Eukaryota; Fungi; Ascomycota; Sordariomycetes; Hypocreales; Nectriaceae. The record is from RefSeq and is a predicted model, not a curated record. Gene Ontology annotation, molecular function: oxidoreductase activity, acting on CH-OH group of donors; flavin adenine dinucleotide binding. The transcript has a single exon.
AUGUCUGUUAAGGACGGUGCUCGCUUCGACUUCAUUGUCGUCGGCGGUGGCACGGCAGGCAAUAUCGUUGCCUGCCGCCUAGCUGAAAACCCUGAUGCUAGGGUCCUUGUCGUUGAAGCUGGUAUUGGUGAUUCGAAGGAUAAUGAGGAGAUCAGGACCCCCGCACUCGCCAUGGACAUCCGAGGCAGCCAGUAUGACUGGGGCUACAAAACGACCAUGGUCAAGCGAGACGACUACGAGCGGAUUGAGAAGCCAAAUACUCGUGGAAAGGCUCUUGGUGGCAGCUCAUCCCUCAACUAUUUUUCUUGGGUGCCCGGCUCCAAGGGCACCUUUGAUAUGUGGGAGGAAUACGGCGGCAAGGAGUGGACGUGGGAUCCUCUUGUUCCCUAUCUUCGGAAGAGUGCGACUUAUCACGACGAUGCCGGCUUAUACCCGCAGAAGCUUAAGAAGAUUGGUGGGGGUGGUCCAAUUCCUAUUGCACAUGCCGACCUCAUCCCGGAGAUGAAACCUUUCCGUGACCUUCUCACCAAAGCUUGGAAGUCCACCGGCGAGCCCGUUGCCGAGAACGUCUACGACGGCACUAUCCGUGGCCUAGCCCACAGUGUCAACACGAUCUACAAGGGCCGGCGGUCGGGCAGUUUCCUUGCAGUUGCGGAUAAGUCGAACAUUACUAUCCUUCCUGGAGCCCAUUCGAAGCAGAUUAUCAUCGACGAUGCUGAUCGAGCUGCCAAGGGAGUGAUUGUGAUCGUGGGAUCUAAAGAACUUAGCCUCUAUGCUACUCGCGAAGUCAUUGUCUCUGAAGGUGUCUUUGAGUCCCCUAAGCUCUUGAUGCUUAGCGGUAUUGGACCCGCGCCUGAGCUGGCUAAGCAUAACAUCCCUUUGAUCGUCGAUUCGCGUCACGUCGGUCAGCACUUAUUGGAUCAUCCUGGUGUCCCAUUUGUUCUUCUAAUCAAGGAUGACCACUCAAUGGACAACCAUGUCCUGCGAAAGGGUCGUCUGCAAGACCAGGCUUUCUCCGCUUACUCUAACGGCCGCCACGCUGGCCCUAUGGGAUCGCCCUUCCUCGAGAUGAUUGGAUUCCCUCGCAUCGACAAGUACUUGGACAAAUCCCCUGAAUAUCGCAAAGCGAAGGAGGCAAAUGAUGGCGUCGACCCCUUUUGUCCAUACGGCCAGCCUCACUUUGAGCUUGACUUCCUCCCUCUGUUUGGCAGCGCCUUCCAGUGGCAUUUCCCGCAUCCUAGCAAGGGCAGCUAUAUGACUGUAAUGGUUGACCUUGUUCGCCCUGUCUCUGACGGCGGCGAGGUUACUUUGAACAGUGCCGACCCCUUGCAGCAAGCCAAUAUCAACUUGAACUAUUUCAAUAAUGAUCUUGAUAUUAUUGCUAUGCGCGAGGGUAUUCGAUACGCCUAUGAUGUUCUUAAGCACGGCGACGGGUUUAAGGACAUUGUGGAGGACGAGUAUCCUUGGGAUAUGCCACUACAUGACGACGAAGCAAUGAAGAGGACAGUUUUGGAUCGUUCCCAGACCUCAUUCCAUCCUUGCGGUACUACCCGGCUAUCCAAGGAUAUCAAACAGGGCGUUGUCGAUCCCGGCCUCAAAGUCCACGGAAUUAAAAAUCUUCGUGUCAUCGACGCAUCUGUCAUGCCUGUUAUUCCCGAUUGCCGUAUUCAGAAUUCUGUUUAUAUGGUGGCUGAGAAGGGUUCUGAUGCCAUCAAGCGUGACCAUGGAGACCUUUACCGUUAG